Molecule: messenger RNA, 822 nt
Organism: Heterobasidion irregulare TC 32-1
Lineage: Eukaryota; Fungi; Basidiomycota; Agaricomycetes; Russulales; Bondarzewiaceae
Exons: 5
Coding region: 1-822 (273 amino acids)
Source: RefSeq, a predicted model, not a curated record
AUGGAGGGCGCCCCGGGGGCAAGUGAUAUCAUCCGCUUAGCCCCUACGUCACACCCAUGGAUCCCUCCCCUAGCCAUUCGGUAUAUAACCCCCUCCUCCUCGUACAUCGAUCUUUAUAUCUUCCAUUACCUGCACAAAUUCCCUUUCCAACAAAUCACACAACAGCCCCAUUCAUCGAACAUGCCCCUCUUCGGAAAGAAGCACGACAACAAGGCCGCUGACGCCGUCCGCGAUGAGCAUCAUGCUCCCGGCGUCGGUACUGGCACUGGCGCCGGCCUGUCCCAGUCCACCGACUACGCCAAUACGGGCGUCGCUGGUGCCAACCGCGGAAUGGGCGGCGGCCCAAUGCAAGGCGGCUACGACAAUUCCACACCUAUGAACCAAGGUCAAGGCUAUGCCGAUCCCAACGUCCCCGGCACAGGCGGCGGCAUGGGCGCCGCCCACCAGCAACACCCGGCCCAACAGCACGUGGGACGCAGCCAGCAGUUCGACAACGCGUCUUCGGGCGCCGGCACUGGCGGCGGUCUCCCACCGUCCAACAGCCUCAACCAGCAGCCCGGCCAGGCGCACGGCAACACCAGCGGCCGCAUGACAAGUAAAGUCGAGCACGCCGUCGGCUCCCUCGUCGGCAGCAAUAAACUCAAAGAGCGCGCAGCCGAGAAGGAAAUGGAAGCGAACGCGUAUAAGGCGCAGAGCUCGGAGCUGGCCGAGGCGGAGCGGCUCGAGCGCGAGGCGAUGCUGCGGCGCGAACGCGCGGUCGCUCAUGGUGCACAUCCCGACAACAGGCACCUCGGCGGCCCUGGCUCGUCUGGAGUGCUUUGA